UUUGCAAAUUGCAUUUUCUUGGCAUUUUGAAGUGAGCUAUAGACAAAAAUAUACAUAAGUUCCGGGACUGAAUGAUAUGAAUAUACUAACUGUACUCUUCUUUAGAGAAGCCAGUAUCUCGAUUGGGCGUGUUCCUUUAAUCUCUACUGACACAUCAUAGUCAUUUGGUGAUUAAGUACAACUUAACUUGUUGCAUAUAGCUCCUUUUAAUUAAUGUGUUGUGAACUAAAAAUGAUGUUGUGAUUAUCAUUCUGAAGUAUAAUCAAGUUAAUAUAGGCCUACUACUCAAUUAAUAGCUGUAAUUGAUUCAUUAUUAAAAUGUCUGGUUUUAUGCCAUUGUGUAAUAUUCAUUAUCGAUAGUUUAUUGAUUAUUUGUUUGAAAAAAGUUGGUUGAUGUGACAUACGCCACGCCCACUAUUCGAGUAGGUUGUGGCGUCCGAAUCAGAAAAGGGAUUGGAGUGGUCGGUAGGAUUUUAAGGAUGCCGAAAUCCACACUCAGCCAGGAUAAAUUACAGAUACUUGAGUCUUUGUGGGCAGAGGGAGUGCACAGUUACCGGAGUGAAAUGGACAAACUAAAAGUCAAGCAGGUUGCUGCAGCAACAGGCCUUGUGGUUGAGCAAGUAAAGGUUUGGAUUUACAACCGGAACAGGAAGAAGAGGAAGGGUGGUGAGGGGCAGAUGAAGAGGGAGCAGUCGAGUUCUGUGUUAAAAUCUCACAGCUUUUCUGAUGAAGGUAUAUUGUCCAGUGAUGGGGGUCAUACAACGACACCAGGCUCCCCUGUGGAGGCUACAUGUAGCGAAGCCGGACGGGAAGACUCAAACCGGGACAUGGACUUGCGGGAACUGGAGGAGGGAGAUGGGAGCUCUAGUUCAGGGGAGCAGCAGGAAAAAGGACAGGAUCUGCAGCAGCAUCAAGAGAGGGCCAUUGAGAUCAUGCAGGCUGUGGAGGAUCAGGUCCACAAGCUCAAUACGUGUAACUGUGAGGUGUUGGUGAUGGUCUACAACCACCACAGUGGAUCCCUCUACACCACCGGCACUGCUAAAGGCCUAGACUUUCUAAACUCCCAGACCCCUGCAGUUCACUGGCAGUUUUCUGAGGCCAUGUCCAACUCCUCCUCUGAAACGGUUACCGUUGAACAGGAUGUGUUCUGUAAAGAUACAUUUACACAUAUCGGUCCAUAAAUACUUCCACUUGAAUAUGUUAAUAAAGUGUGUUACUACUGUUGCAUCUUCUACUAUUAAGGAUGUUAACCCAUUCAUUUUUUAUAUCUUUUAUUUUAUGUUUUAAAAUUGAGCUGUAAAUAUUAUUGACCAAAUUGUUUAAUUGGGAAGAUCUAAUUUGGGUCUAUGUGGAGUGUUAAUGCAUUGCGUUGCAUGAUUGUCUAGGCAAACCAAGUGAUUUUUGUUGGAUUGUAUAAUGGGUGUCCUAUUUUGUACCGUUAUUGGUCGUUUUACUUUGAAAAACCUGGCCCGGAUAUGUUUAUUCUCCCGGAAAGAAACGUUCCCUGUGUUUACAACACGUGGGUUAGGCACAGAUCUACAGGCGUCAUAUGAAUUGUUGUGCUUGAUUGUCGGAUUAUGAACAAGUAAUUGUUACGGUGAUCGAAAACAGCAAUGAAGAACCGAGGAGGUGGCGGCGGGAUUGACGGGCGGCUCAAAGGCAGGGUGGAACAGUAUCUCAGCUCCAUCGACAGUGAGUACGUAGAUGUGGCAGCCAUGGCGCUCGAACUCCAGAAGACCUACAGGAUGGACUACGGCAGGAGGAAUAAGAUUGCCUUCAGGAUCCAGGUGGAGAAAGCUCAUGACAGUAUUCUGAAGGAGUCUCAAUUGGACGAUCUAGAGAGCAAGCACAUGGCCAAGAGAGCCAAGCACAGCCACAAUGACACUGGGGAUGACAGCAGCCUCUUAGAGGACAGCUCUGAUGCGGAUGAGGAGGACAUCCUAGACCCCUCGUCGGCCAAUCAUAUGAACAACUCCCUGAUGUCUCUCUACCGCCGGGGAAACCCAGACAGUGCCGGCUCCUCCCCUCGGCGGGAACAGCCCAAGGCCGGAAUCUCUGCCUCCACGCCCAGCGGCCAAACCCAAACCCCAGGGGGCGCCACAGGGGGCGCCACGGGGUGCGCCACAGGGGGCGCCACAGGGGGCGCCACCCAGGUCACCUCGGGAGGGUGGUUCAUCGACAAGGGCAAAACACCGGAACGACCCAACAUAUUGAUCGACCUGUGUGAAGAAGACGAGGCGUCCAGAAUCGAUCAGACAGAGACUGAUGUUUCCAUGCUGGAACCGGAAAAAACGCCCAAGAAAGGAAGGCUACCGAAACGGUCAAAGAAGCAGAAAAUGGAAAACGGAAAAAGUAAAAAGGACGACAAAGACAUCGAAGCAAGCAUCAUGAGCAAGAAAGUUCCAAACCGGUCCAAACUUCCCGAGCUGCAGUAUCCAACGCUCAAGUUUGAAGAUGUGGGAGGAAACGAGAAUACGUUGACGGAGGUGUGCAAGCUGCUGAUCCACAUGCGCCACCCGGAGGUGUACCAGCAGCUGGGAGUGGUCCCCCCCCGGGGGUUCCUCCUCCACGGACCCCCUGGUUGUGGCAAGACCCUGCUGGCCCAGGCUGUAGCCGGGGAGAUGGAGCUGCCCAUGCUGAAGGUGUCUGCUCCAGAGCUGGUGUCAGGGGUCUCCGGGGAGUCUGAGCAGAAGCUGCGGGAGCUGUUUGAGCAGGCCGUGACGAGCGCCCCGUGCAUCCUCUUCAUAGAUGAGAUCGACGCCAUCACCCCAAAGAGAGAGGUGGCCUCCAAGGACAUGGAGAGGAGGAUUGUGGCCCAGCUCCUUACCUGCAUGGAUGACCUGAACUCUCUGGAGGUGACGGUCCAGGUGCUGGUGAUCGGGGCCACCAACCGACCGGACUCCCUGGACCCGGCACUCAGACGGGCCGGCCGCUUCGACCGGGAGAUCUGCCUGGGCAUCCCCGACGAGGCCGCCCGCCUGAGGAUCCUGAAGACUCUGUGCAGGAAGCUGAAGCUCCCAGAAGACUUCGACUACAAGCUCCUGGCCAGGCUGACGCCGGGCUACGUGGGCGCCGACCUCAUGGCUCUCUGCCGCGAGGCCGCCAUGAGCGCCGUGAACCGGGUUCUCCUGGACCUGCAUGACCAAGCAACCAGGGACGCCACAACGGACCCAGAACCAGGACCAGGACCAGCGCUCGGGCCAGAACCGGGCCCUUCCCAGACAGAGGCGCCUCCCUUGGAGGUAAAGAUGGAAGAACCCCCUCCUGUCGUUGAGGCGGAGGGUGACCCUGAGCCCAUGGUCGAGGACCCCCCCACUGUUGACCCAGCAGAGGCUGAGCCGUCGGACCAAUCAGAAUGCCCGGAGGAGUCCAUACAGCUUGACGUCGUCAUUCCAGCCUCAGAACCCGUCGAGGUUGUUAAGGGGGAGCUGUGGCGCCUGCAGCAGCUGCUGAGGAGUGCUGAGCCUCUGUCUCCAGACCAGCUGGCCGGCCUCUCCAUCCUCCUGUCGGACUUCCAGGUGUCCCUGGCCAGCGUGCAGCCCUCGUCCAAGCGGGAGGGCUUCGCCACCGUGCCUGACGUCACCUGGGAGGACGUGGGGGCGCUGCUGGACAUCCGGGAGGAGCUGACCAUGGCCAUACUGGCUCCGGUGCGAUCUCCAGAACAGUUCAGGGCCCUUGGACUGAGUGCCCCAGCUGGGGUCCUUCUGGCCGGGCCCCCGGGCUGUGGUAAAACCCUACUGGCUAAGGCGGUGGCCAAUGAAUCAGGACUGAACUUUAUCUCCGUCAAAGGGCCAGAGUUGCUCAACAUGUACGUGGGAGAGAGCGAGCGGGCCGUUCGCCAGGUGUUCCAGCGUGGAUGCAACUCGGCUCCCUGCGUCAUCUUCUUUGACGAGAUCGAUGCGCUUUGCCCUCGCCGCUCCGGCCACGAGUCAGGUGCCAGUGUGCGGGUGGUGAACCAGCUGCUUACGGAGAUGGAUGGACUGGAGACACGCAAGCAGGUCUUCAUCAUGGCCGCGACCAACAGGCCAGACAUCAUCGAUCCUGCUGUGCUGCGACCCGGACGUUUAGACAAAACGCUGUACGUCGGCUUACCUCCGCCUGCAGACCGCCACGCUAUCCUGCUCACCAUCACCAAGGGAGGAACCCGCCCAACCCUGGAGAAGGACGUGAACCUAGAAGAGAUCGCUCACGACAUCCGCUGUGACUGUUUCACCGGGGCUGAUCUGUCAGCAUUGGUGCGCGAGGCAUCCGUCAACGCACUCAGGGCUUAUCUGACGUCCCGCCCCUCUUCAACAUCCUCUGAUCACACUUUCUCCAGCGGUCCUGUGGCUGACAUCAAGGUCACCAGUCAGAACUUUGAAGACGCUUUCAAGAAAGUCCGGCCUUCUGUCUCUAAAAAGGACCAAAUGAUGUACGAACUGCUCAAGGAGUCUCUGACACGUUGAAAUGUGAUUGGAUUACAACAUUGACAACAGUCUGUGUUAAAGCUGUGUUAUCAUUGUAUGUAAACAUUUUUUUUGCCCUAUUGUAGAACAUGCCCACGCUGGAUUCUGAUUAAAGAGACCCAGCGUACUCCUCCUC
This is a messenger RNA of Gadus morhua (Atlantic cod), 4581 nucleotides long. RefSeq names its product nuclear valosin-containing protein-like. The coding region runs from base 1614 to 4445 and encodes 943 amino acids. Gene Ontology annotation, molecular function: ATP binding; RNA binding; preribosome binding. The transcript has 28 exons. Gene Ontology annotation, biological process: positive regulation of DNA-templated transcription; negative regulation of DNA-templated transcription; ribosome biogenesis. Gene Ontology annotation, cellular component: nucleoplasm; nucleus. Lineage: Eukaryota; Metazoa; Chordata; Actinopteri; Gadiformes; Gadidae. The record is from RefSeq and is a predicted model, not a curated record.